This is a messenger RNA of Dimorphilus gyrociliatus, 2271 nucleotides long. Lineage: Eukaryota; Metazoa; Annelida; Polychaeta; Dinophilidae. The record is from the annotation of a GenBank genome assembly.
ACACAACAUCGCGGGAAGUUGACCACUAGGCACUGGCAUUUCUCCGUAGAGGGACUACAUAUAGAUGAAUGGAUAAAAAUAGAAUGAUGGUCCAACAACAGAACGCAUUGGAUAUAUCAGUUCGUCGUGGCUGCAAACCAGUGACGUUUCCGAACUCGCCUAUCAACGAACCUCUCAAUUUAUCUCUAACGGAUAGACGCUCCCCACCACCGGACGUAACGCCUCCCCAAACGCCUGCUACGCCUCUCACGCCUUCGACGCCCUGUAGUCCAGCGUCAAGGAUUGCUUUCAAGAAAAGCUUAUUAAAACGCUUUUACGUGGACGAAAAGGGCGAAAGUCGAAAGAAGCUGCUACGCAAAGUAGACAAUCACGCUUCGCACUCGGCCGAUAGCGACCUAUCGAUAUCGGAUGCAAAAUGCCUGGACGAUAAGCCUUCGAAAGGUUUACCAGUUUCGCUUGCCGACCUCAGUAUACAGCAAACAUUGCAGUCGCACUACGCCGCUGCACCUGCGCAGUAUUUAGAAAAUUACGCCAUGCUCCAAAUGCCACCUCCUCCCCUUAUACCUGCUUCAUCGCCGCAUUUAGGUCACUUUGAUUAUAAUUUUAUACCGGAAACACCUACUUCACCCACAAAGAGGAAGAACGAAAAUGGGUCGCCGAUAACGCCAAAACGCAAGCGAGAUUCGUCGACAACGUACCUGUGGGAGUUCCUACUGCAAUUGUUACAGUCGCCUGAAUAUUGCCCCCGUUAUAUCAAGUGGACAGAUCGAUCGAAAGGCAUUUUCAAAUUAGUCGACUCAAAAGCUGUUUCGCGAUUAUGGGGUCUGCAUAAGAACAAACCGGAUAUGAAUUAUGAAACGAUGGGUAGGGCUUUACGGUAUUAUUACGCCAGAGGAAUUUUGAAUAAAGUAGAUGGACAAAGACUCGUUUAUCAGUUUGCCACUGUACCUAAGAAUAUUGUGGAAAUCAACUGCCAGGAUUCUUAGCCCUCAAUACGUUUCUCCUAGUUAUAUGAAAAAAUUUUUAUAGAACAAAUUUUUUCCAAUUUGCAGAAGAACUGUUAAAAAAGCCCUAAUAUCUUUCCUUUUACUUGUAUUAUUAUGAACCAUUUGGAAGAGAGAAUUGUUCAAGGAAACUUUUUUUGUUUUCUUUUAAGAAAAAGUUGGACUAGUCUAAAGAAAAGCCAAGAAAAAAUAGUAAAAAAUCUGAAAAGUUACAUUUUACUUCAAUUUUUGUUGUUUGUUUUCAAAUAUAUACAACAUUAUGGUUAUUUCAGGGAGAUAUGUAAAAUGAGUGCUACGCCAUCUAUGGCACUUGACUAUUUUCGUUAAUCACGAAUAUUUUGUUCAUUUUAAAAGACUAUCAAUGCCCUCCAAUUAACUAUUAGGUAGGUGUUUUUUUCAUUUGAUAAAAGGAAGAAACAGAUGGUCAAUAGAAGUAAAUCAGAUUAUUACAAAGUGAAAUUAAAUAUUAUCCUUACACUGUAAGGAUACUGUUUAAUCUAGAGUAUUCUAUUUUGAUAUAUUUCACUGUUAUGUAGUUUAUAUAUAGACAAUAUUCUUUUUUAUUACGUCUUUAUACAUAUGUACUUUUAAUGUAUAUAUUACCAUUAAUUCCUAUUUUACUUUAGAAAAGGCCUCAUACUCUCUAUUAAUAAUAUCCCUAAACAACUAACUACUGGUUUACUUCCCACCAAAUUUAAACUGUGAAAUUGAUUAGACUAUGAUUAGCGAGUCGAAUAUUAAAAAAAAACAUAUUAUCAUUGAAGUCAAGUAGGUUGGAUAUAACUAUAAAAGAUAAAGAAAUGAGAAUUGCGUACGAAACUUUCAAGUAAAACCUGAGCUGAAAAUUCAAGGUCACUUAAAUAUAGAAAUUUCUUUCUCACAGAAGAAGGUUACAAUGUAAAAAACUACAUUUAAAGUGUAUCGUACGAAACCUACUAAAGUAGAGACAAGUUUCCUUUACUCUCGUCCUAACUAUUAUGAAUUGAACAGCUAAUUGAUAAAGAAUUAUAUUGAGUUAAUGUUCCAAUUUUUGAACUGAUCUAAUGUCCCAAAUUUUUAAGGCGGUGUACUCGUCUUACAGUGAUUGUUUUUGUCGGUAGUUAAAGCAUACCACACUGCCCUGCAUGUUCAAAUGCAAGCUAACGAGUUAAAUUAAUAAGUAAAUUUCCUUUAAGGAGUAAAAGGGAAAUGAAGGAAUAUUGUGAUAAGGGAAAUUUGAAUUCAUUCUUAUUAUCUAAAGAGUUUAUUUUUCUGAACCGUGGCUUUG